Mauremys mutica (yellowpond turtle) is the source of this 9171-nucleotide messenger RNA. It is a transcript of the gene CDON, whose product is annotated as cell adhesion associated, oncogene regulated. The coding region runs from base 1436 to 5218 and encodes 1260 amino acids. Gene Ontology annotation, cellular component: plasma membrane; axon. Gene Ontology annotation, molecular function: protein binding. NCBI's taxonomy places the organism in Eukaryota, Metazoa, Chordata, Testudines, Geoemydidae. Gene Ontology annotation, biological process: cell-cell adhesion; nervous system development; axon guidance. The record is from RefSeq and is a predicted model, not a curated record. The transcript has 20 exons.
AAAGUGAAAGGUAAACCUAAUUUAAUUGUUCUUGUUCUAUUGUCUCAUCAGACAGGGUUUGUUUGCAGUUUGACAAAACAUUUUCAUGACUUUCUCUUUGCUCAUAUUAAAUUAGGUAGUCUGGGCUCUUUAAGAUAAAGUAUAAAUGGGGGAAAAUCUUAUUCACUAGAAAUGUUUUCCCUCAAACUGUAUAUAUAAACUGAAAAAUGAAUAUAUAUGUUUGGAUUCCAUUUGUUUGUUUUUAAACAAACUUUGAGAGGAAAACCCCAGAGUUAUUUACUAUAUUGACUAUAAUAGGAAUAUACUGGGAUAUAUUUAUUUUCUCUGAAUUCCCCAGUGCAUCCUAUCAUCAGUCUCUUUAUUGGAAUCUCUUUGAGGUAGGGAUUUUUUGGUAUCUUUCUGUGUUGUAACAGACAUUGUACUUUGGAACGUAAACAAAAAUGACUGAAAUUAAAGGAGAAAGUAUAGUUUGUAAUGUGGUAAUGUAAAAUAUCUGGAGGAUGUAGAAGACUCAUAAAAUUAUAAUAAAUAAUGGCUCUUUUUGUGGCACUUAUUCUAAAAUAAGGAGAUGAGUUGGUACCAGUUUCAAUAUAAAUGCUAAUUUGUAUUAAAGCACACUUAGUAAAGGAGAUAACUUUGUUUUUUGGUUAAAAGUAAGGAAUCCUGCCAUAUGGAAUGUCACUUUCAAAAUCUUAGCUUACAGGAAAAUAAACCCCUUUUCCAUGAUUUUUUUUUCAUUUCCUACAGUAUCACUGGCGUGAUCUGAAUAACAGUACUGAGGUGAUAUUAUUAAUGUGGCUUUUUAAAAUCAAACUAAUUAUAUUUGCCUGAAAGAGCCACAUUAGUGUGAUUCUAGCUCCCUGGUGCCUUUUUGGAGCUCUGGAGACAGUCUAGUGAAUAGGGCUGAAAAUUCAUUCUGUAUUUGAUUAAAUGGAACAGACUCGUUGCUCCUUACCCCAGCAGGGGCUAUGAGAUCUCUUGAUCCUCGAAGCGGCUCAGAGACCCUGGGAAUUCCAUUAGCGAGCACCUGAGGAAUUUCUGCCCUGCAGUGCCUUUUUUUUGGUGGUAGUGGGGGGAGAGAGUGAGUAGUAUAGCAGUGUUGAUGGUGGGCGGAGGAGGCUGCAUUAGAAGAAUUCAUAUGUUGGCAGAUCUAAAAUCAAGGCAUGACUUAACAGCUUAUCUUGUAAGAGAAAAGCCCAACCCAAAGGCACACUAUUAGGCAAGACUUCUUAUAUUUAAAGUGGAACUGUGGUGUGUAUUGGGCACUGAGAUGAACUGAUCCACACAAUUUAUUGAACCCGUCUGACUCGUUAAUUCUCAAACUGUAGAGACAAAUUGGAGGAAAACAAAUAUAAAAACAUAUACCUGCAAGCCUGUUUUCUCAGUACCUUAUCUUAGCGUGGAACUCUGCUUUCAAUUUCUGUAAUCUGGCGCUAUGCAUCCGGAUCCCAGACCCUUACAGGCACUGCUCUUCAUCACUGCUACAGUUCUCUUCUCUGCUACAAGUUCAGAUUUGAUUCCUCGUUUUAUUUCUGAGCCCCUGACUACUAUCCAGAAGCCUGGUGUGCCUGUAAAGCUUCAUUGCUCUGCUGAACCCUCCACAGCUCGCAUUUCUUGGAUGUUUAACGGACAGAGGUUGGACAGCAGGGUGGAGCAAGUGGAGGUGCAGCCAGGAUCUUUGACAAUCUUCUCUCUCAGCCCCUUAAAUUCUGGUCACUAUCAGUGCAUUGCCAAUUACAGUGUUGGUGCAAUUGUGAGCAGGCCUGCUGUAGUAUCCAUAGGCUAUCUUGAUGAUUUUGAUACUUCAGUGAAACACAUAGUUACAGCAGAAGAAGGAAGUGCUGCCUUCAUUGGCUGUAAGCUACCAGAAAGUCACCCUAAAGCACAAGUUCGCUUUCGAGUACGGGGAAAAUGGCUGGAACAAUCAACAGAUAACUACCUAAUUCUUCCAUCUGGAAAUCUGCAGAUUUUGAAUGUCUCUUUGGAGGAUAAAGGCUCCUAUAAAUGUGCAGCAUACAACCCACUCACUCAUGAUCUCAAAUUAGAACCCACUGGACAUAAGCUCAUAGUCAGCCGCACUUCUGCAGAAGGCUUUCGCAUUCUUCACCCCACCGUUUCUCAGGCUUUGGCGGUACCUCAGCACAGUCCCCUAACUCUAGAGUGUGUUGUUAGUGGGUUGCCUGCAUCUCAUGUCCACUGGUUUAAGGAUGGUCAGGAUGCGCUGACUGGAAGCAGGUGGAGACUACUGCACUCGCAUCUUGUGACUGACAGACUUGAUACAUUGGAUGCUGGAAACUACUCCUGUGUGGUGGCAAAUGAGUCUGGAGUAGUGAAAUAUAUCAAUUACACAGUAACUAUACUUGAAUCUGCCUCAAUUUCUAAAGGACUGCAGGAUCAAACAGUGGCUGUGGGUGCAACUAUACAUUUCUCAUGUGACAUUCAUGGAAACCCUGCUCCUAAUCUUACCUGGUUCCAUAAUGCAGCUUCCAUCCAUCUCUCUCCCCGACAUCUGGUCACAGGAAACAGGUUGAAAAUCAGUGGCAUCACCAAGGAGGAUUCUGGGUUGUACCAGUGUGUGGCAAACAAUGGGAUUGGUUUUAUGCAAUCCACUGGGAGACUUCAAAUCCAGACAGGCAAAGGUUCCAAGCCGGUUAUAGUUUCUUCACCAGCUAGUGCCAAUGUGGUAGAUGGUGGUGAUGUUACAUUGUCAUGCAAUGCCACUGGACUACCUAUUCCUGUAAUCCGUUGGUACAACAGCCAUGGACUUAUUACCAGCCACCCCUCUCAGGUCCUACAUUCAAAACCACGAAAAUCUCCACAAACAAGAAGAGGCAGCACGAUUUUAGAACCUGUCUACUUCACCAUGUCUCGAGCUGGAUCAAGCUCCCUAUACAUUCAGGCAGUUUCUCCAGAGCAUGCUGGGAAAUACUCUUGUGAAGCAACAAAUAAACACGGCUCAGCGCUGUCCGAAGCAUUUCUUACCGUUGUUCCUUUUGAAUCUAGUACAAAAGCUGAAGAAGUCACUCCUAUGGAGGUUGCCCAAAGUGAUGAAGGUGAUGGAGAUUAUGAUACAGAAGUGGGGUUCUCAAAUUUGUCUCCGACAAAGUUGCAUCUUGAUGCAGUUGCUACAGAAAAGACACCCAAUGGGGCUUUGCCUCCCGAAGCCCCAAUCAUCCUCAGCCCUCCACAGACACUCAAGCCAGACGUGUACAACCUGGUGUGGCGCUCUGGAAAGGAUGGCGGCUUGCCCAUCAAUGCUUACUUCGUGAAAUAUCGCAAGCUGGAUGAUGGUGUCAGUGUCAUGGGAAGCUGGCAUACAGUUCGUGUUCCUGGAAGUGAGAAUGAGCUGCUUCUCUCAGAACUGGAGCCCUCCAGCCUCUAUGAAGUUCUGAUGGUAGCGAGGAGUGCUGCUGGUGAGGGCCAGCCUGCCAUGCUUACAUUUCGCACCAGCAAAGAAAGAACAUCCUCCUCAAAAAACACCCAGGCCCCAUCUCCCCCACUUGGCGUUCCUAAACAUCCUGUCAUUCAGGAAGGGACAAAUAACUUCGGAGUGGUCCUUCCAGACCUGUCUCGACACAGUGGAGUUCCAGAAGCUCCAGAUCGCCCUGCUAUCUCAACAGCUUCAGAGACCUCUGUCUAUGUCACAUGGAUCCCACGUGCAAAUGGUGGCUCCCCCAUCACUGCCUUUAAAGUCGAGUACAAGCGCAUGAGCCGAAACAGUGAUUGGCUAAUUGCAGCCGAUAGCAUCUCUCCUUCUAAACUGUCAGUGGAAGUUCGCAACUUAGAGCCAGGAGCGACGUACAAAUUCCGUGUGAUUGCCGUUAACAAUUACGGGGAUAGUCCGCGAAGCUCACCGUCUCGGCCAUAUCAAGUCGCUGGCUUUACCAACCGUUUUUCCAACCGCCCAAUCACAGGGCCUCACAUUGCCUACACCGAGGCAGUCAGUGACACUCAGAUCAUGUUAAAAUGGACUUAUAUUACUUCAAGCAACAACAAUACCCCCAUCCAAGGAUUUUAUAUCUAUUACCGGCCAACUGACAGUGACAAUGAUAGUGAUUACAAGAGAGAGAUUGUAGAAGGUACAAAGCAGUGGCACUUGAUAAGCCACCUGCAGCCAGAAACAUCUUACGACAUUAAAAUGCAGUGCUAUAAUGAGGGAGGAGAAAGUGAGUACAGCAACGUAAUGAUGUGCGAGACGAAAGUGAAACGCACACCUGGAGCGUCAGAAUAUCCAGUGAAGGAUCUGAGUACACCACCUAAUUCUCCUGAUCGUGCCGGUGGAGGCAAUGCUGGCCCAUCAAAUGGCCCUGUUCGGAGCAGCGACAUGCUAUAUCUGAUAGUGGGCUGUGUCCUUGGAGUGAUGGUCCUUAUUCUGAUAGUUUUCAUUGCCAUGUGUCUGUGGAAGAAUCGCCAGCAAAACGCCAUGCAGAAGUAUGACCCUCCUGGUUACCUCUACCAAGGUGCAGAUAUCAAUGGGCAAAUGGUCGAAUACGCUGCUUUACCAGGCACAAGCCGCAUCAAUGGCAGCAUACAUGGAAACUUCAUCAGCAAUGGUACUCUCAGUAAUGGCUGUCCACACCUCCAUCACAAGGUUCCCAAUGGAGUUAAUGGGAUCAUGAAUGGUGGCUUGAAUGGAGGGACUGGCCUUUACCCGGGGCACACCAACUCUCUAUCCAGGACACACAUGGAUUACGAACAUCCCCACCAUUUAGUGAAUGGUGGUGGAGUGUACACAGCAGUGCCUCAGACCGACCCCUCGGAGUGCAUCAAUUGCCGGAACUGUCGGAACAAUAACAGGUGUUUCACCAAAACCAAUGGCACUUUUAGCAGCAACACGCUACCUGUGGUGCCCAUAGUAGCACCUUAUCAGCAGGACAGUUUAGAGAUGAAACCGAUGAAUCAUGUGAUGGUAGCCAUGUGUUUAGCCUCCGCGGUCCCAGAACGCAGCGUCGAGGUGGAGGAAGACAGCAAGGAGAAAGUGGAGCAGCCAUCUACUCAGCAUUCUUGCUGUCAGGAAAAUAUGAAUCAGAUUAACAUAGAUUACCCAGAAGGUGACAUCUGUGCACAUUCGGAAACAUCAAAUCAUAUUUUGAGCUGGAGCCCUCUUAUUCUGCAGCCUGUUUCAAAGGACUGUAAUGAAAAAUCAGGAUGGAAUUCACCUGGUGUCACUUUAAACAGCUCCGGGGACCUUCGACAGCUCCACACGCAGGAAACCUGAAGAAGCAGCAACCCGUUUUUCCCCACUCACAGCCAGUAACUGCACAGCAGAGUCACUGACAAGGACUGAUGGACGGGGUGUUAAUUAUAACAGAGAGAGUCACUAUUUAUUUUUUGUAGUAGUGUCAUGAAUGUAUCUUGUUUCAAAUGUUUGCCUUUUUAUAUUAUUUAUGCCUGGAGAAAUUCCUUUGUUUUUUCCACCCCCUGUGGAAUUAGCCUGGUUUUGUAUAAAGUUUUGUAAUAAUAUAAAGAACAACAAUGGGGAAUAUGUAGUGUGUUUUCCAUGGCUAUUACCAGCAUGAGAAGCACUUCUGCAAAGGAGCAUUGAUGUUGAGCGUGCAGAUUUUAGAGUGGAUCCAACCCGAGUGGUUCUGAAGUUCAUAGCAGAUUAUAGCCACCCUAUAGAGCUGCCGUGUCACUGGCAUUUGUUGCAAUAUUUUUACGGCUGAUUUGCCUGACUACAUUCGAAUGCUGUUGUUUCAGGCUCUCCUGAUGGAAAGAGAUUUGGUAAUGGAACCUCAACAUAAUGAACCCCAGCCGAUCUGUUUAUACGAAUGGUACAGCUGGUCGAGUAGUAAUACUACUAAUCAUAUUUUUAGUUAUCUCCAAGUAUUGGAAAACCUCUAAUGUUCAGAGAAAAUUUCAUCAUUCCCCAAACUUUCAUGCCUUUUAACAGGAAUGAUUUAUCUGAACAUUCUUACUGGAAGGUCACUAUUUGUUGAAUUUAAAAGUAUUCGUCAUCUAAUUGGGGAACAGAAAGUAUUCCACAUGACUUGUGGGACCAGCUAUAUAAUAUACAUAAGGAAUAAUCUACAUGAAUAAUUUGUGAACAGCCUGGAGUCUGAGCAUUGUUUAUCCAAGCUCGUCAGCACAUAGUGAUUUAUCUGAACGUAUUCGUUAUUCUUGUUAAAGGCUCUCAACCAAAAAAGGCUGCUAAAUUCAGAAGAGUUAUUGGCAGCGAGUAUAUAACUGUCUCUUAUUAGCCAGUUGUUUUGCAUUCUUGUGCAUGUUUUAAAUUUCGCUGCAGGUAAAUCGGGCUGAAUUUUCUAAAUUUACAUCUUAAGCCUGCUCAUGCAUGCGCACCUUGGGAUUGAUAAACCAAGAGUAAAUGCCAGCAGGGCAAAGUGAACUCACUCUGAAAUAAGUGACAGAGUCCUUUGACACCUUUGUAGACCAACAGACGUAUUGGAGCAUAAGCUUUCGUGGGUGACAUGCAUCUGACGAAGUGGGUAUUCACCCACGAAAGCUUUUGCUCCAAUACGUCUGUUAGUCUAUAAGAUGCCACAAGACUCUUAGUCUGGAUCUGUAAAAAGCGACAAACAUGGCUACCCCUCCGAUACUUGUCACUCUGAAAUGUCCAACUGCUUCAGUUUCUACGGCAUAUUAGUACUUAGUUGCCACUAAUUCCACUAGCUUAAUUUCCGGUUGCCUCAGAAUGGACCUGUUCAAUUUACAGUAGAAUCUCCAGUGGUUGGUACUUUUCUAAUCCCCUCACGAGAUACACCGCUUACCUCGAUAUAACGCCACCCGAUAUAACACAAAUUUGGCUAUAACGAGGUAAAGCAGUGCUCUGGGGGGGCGGGUCUGCGCACUCUGAUGGAUCAAAGCAAGUUCAAUAUAACACGGUUUCACCUAUAACGCGGUAAGAUUUUUUUUGGGCUCCCAGGGACAGCGUUAUAUCGAGGUAGAGGUAAAAUAUUCAGUAGUGCUGGUAGUUGCAUAUUUCUAAACAUAACCCUGGUUAGCAGAGGCAGAUCUGGGGUAAGGCUCACAUUCCUAAAAUAUGAUGCACUGUUAGCACAAAUGAUUUAAACUAAAGUAUAAUGAACGUUUUGUGAUGCGUUAGCCCUGCCUGUUUGUUCGCUUACAAAGGUAACGUUCAAUCCUUUGCAAUGGAUCUCCCAGGGACUGAAUGGUAUUUUAACUCCAUGGUUUGAGAAAAAGGGAAAAACGUAUUGUUUGUGUAAUAACGCUCUCCUCGCCUAUUAAAUAAGAGCCUGGAGGUGUUGCUUUAGAAAAUUGAGCCCGGUGCUGUCGCAAACGGUGUCCGACAAACCACAGCUCAGACAAUGGCUGUGUAUGAAGAAAUCUGCCUGUAUCUCAGACAUAGCAGCUGGAGCGUGAUGUAGGUGUUGCGAUGUUAACUGCACAUUUUUUUUUUCAAAUUUAAUCAGAGUAAAUAAAACAAACUUUCACUUGUAAAACACUCUAUCCAAAAGUCAGAGCCUAUAACCCAAGGAAUGAGGCACAUAAAUCACUAUUACUGCCGCCCUGAGGCGACACAUGUGCAGUCUCCUUUUAAUGGAAUGAAUAUUUUCCUAGCGAGAAACGCCCCGAGGGGAGGGUGGGACGCAAAGCUGCCCUAUUUGAAUCACAAACCACUUACAGAAGAAAUGAGGUGGUGGCUACAGGUGCACUGAACAGGAGAACCUCAGUUACAAACACCAGAGUUACGAACUGACCCGUCAACCACACACCUCGUUUGGAACCAGAAGUACACCAUCAGGCAGCAGCAGAGACCCUCAAAAGAGCAAAUACCGCACUGUACUGCAUUAAACAUAAUCUAUUAAAGGGAAAGCAGUGUGUUUCUUCUGCACACUAAAACUCCAAAGUCAACGUUCAGUUGUAAACUUUUGAAAGAACAACCAUAACGUUUCAUUCAGAGUUACGAACAUUUCACAGUUACGAACAACUUCCAUUCCCAAGGUGUUUGUAACUCUGAGGUCCUAUUGUACCACACGGAGUAAGAGAUGUGUAUCAUAAAGACUGGCUCUGUACUUUUCUAACUAUUGCAACAAAUGUCAAAUGCGGCAUGCGUAUAUCCCGUAUGUGAAAAUAUUAUAUAUAAUAUAGGAUAUAUAUUGUAUAUUUUAUAAAUACAGCCCUUAAAUGAGAACUUACUGGGUUUGAUCUGGGUCACUAUGCAAGAGUUUAUUGCAGUAGGAAACUAGUUGAUGCUGUAUUUGCUUGAUGGCUGGGAGAGGGGGUUGCACCAGAUGUGUACACAAGUUCUCUAUUCCUGCUGUCCAGGUGUAUAGUAUGUGAUAAUGGAUUAGUCUGCAUGUUUGUGAGACCUAAUUAGCAUCCGAGGAAGGCAGACUCCCGUCGUCUAGUGUGAUCUAUUGAGUGCAAUGGCCGAUCUCGUUAGGUUACGAAAGUUGCCUGUUAAGAGAACUAGCAUAUUAAAUGCUUUGACAGAGAGAUUCAGGAAACUCUGCUGUAAGAGUUUGGUAGUUUGGCGCAGGAAACCAAGGCAGGUUCGUAUGAGCCCUUGGGACAUAAACUGCUUUGAAAGAGUCAGAUUUGGGGGGUAGGGCUUCUACUCAAGGAAGAGAGUGUUGUAAUCUGCCAUGUUAGCAGGGUCUCGUCGUGGACUGCUUUAUUUAUAAUGAAUAACACUGUUUUAAGUGUUUUUCUUUUAUUGUAUUUUAUUUAUAAAUAUAUAUAUAUAUAUGUGUGUGUUUGCCUUUCUGUUUAGGGGACGUGUUCUCCCAACUACAAGUGCAUAAUUACAAAACUCUACACACAUCCUGCCUAGAUGCUGUGAUUCCCAGGUCAUGCAAAUCAGUCCAAUCCCAUCCUUAACCUUCAGCUAGCACCAGCUCCCCAGCAAAUGCUGAAAGACCUUGCCCCUCUGCAAACCCUCCCUGUUCUUUAAAGCUGGCUUGGUUUUGUGCUUUGAAUGUUGUUUUCCUUUGAAAUCUAGAGGGCACAAACUCUAGAAUCCUGGGUUCAUUGGCAAGGGUUUUGGCACCAGGAGGAUGAGGUGCAUUGCUAGAGCUGUGAGGAGGAAACUUAUAUUAACUGCCUAUGUUAUGCUUGACUCUAACCAGUGUUACGUUCUUUGCUUCUAUGGGCACUACAUACAUAACCCAGGGUUUGUUGGUUUUUGUUUUUAAAAGAUUCACUGACAUCAGACCUAUGUGCGUUUCCCUUUAUCCUUUUUUUUUUUUU